GGAACGACUCCCGGUAAACAAACCAAUACACCGUUUGUGUAAAAUGUGUGUAUCCAUAUCCACUGGGCUAGUACUGUACAUAUAUACCGACUGUGAACUGCCGCCGCAUUAUUCCCAUUCUCACCCCAUCAAGGAUGUGGCACCAUAGCCGGUAUAAAGCAGAAGUCGGAACUGUCACAGUCAACUUACUCGAGUUGAUCGUAACUCACUUUUUUAAGUGCUGACUGGCAUUGUUGCCUAUCAGAGAUUGCAGUCACUCCUGCGUUUAUUAGUGGCUAGUUGCAAUUUAUUUUCUUUUCACUACAUCAUCCAGCGCAACCUCAUUCGGCGCGUCUGGCAUUCCCUUUUUCCGUCGCAUUCGAGGGUGCCGCGCGCGUACAUCGUCUGGCAGUGGUCCUUGUCGUACAUUACAACAGGAAGUCGGCCGCGGUACAAGCGUGUUCAGCUAUUCUUAUGGCCACCAACCGCGACGUAUCCAACUGUGGGAUUUCGCGGGCCAUUUUUUAUUCUGUUAACGCCGUUUGAUUUGCCGUGAAAAUUGAUUGAUAUCGUUUCUUUGUGUUGAGCGGUUUGACGCGGCAACCGGGAAAGACGCAAAAAACUUUACCUAUUCCAGGACGCGCGUAUGUUGCGUGCAUUUAUCAGAACGUUCUUGUUACCGGAACGUUCUUGUCGCAUGCGUUUGUUGCCGAACCGAGACAAAGUUCAGUUGUACAACUGCAAGGAUUUUAUUCAUCUGUUCUCAAGAACCAGUUUUUUUGGGAAUGUAAGGAAAUCCUAAAGAUACCAGCAAAAACAGCUUCAAAGAUGGUAUCCCUUUCUCGAUUCACGGAGAUGCGCGACAGAGCCCAUUCGGAGAUAUUUACUUUCAUUGUUCCGAAAACUAUUUUAAGCGAUUAUGUCCAGGACGUCCAAAGUAAAGAUUUUUCGUAUGGAUACCAGCGAUGGUUCUUGUCAUUUACCAAAACCGAUCAUCACCUGUCAGCAUCCCUACAUCUGCGCAUCAGUCCCAGUCCCAAUGCUGUGACCUGCAUACUGGAUUACACUAUCGUAUUACUCAACCGUGAACAUUUUAGCAGAAACGAAAUUUAUAAUGCCAAAGAUGCCGUCUUUACGGCAGCAUGUGCGGUACAAUCCAGUCCGAAUUUUGUGGGCAUACCGGAUUUACUUUCGAGACAAUUCACCGAUGAUCAAGGAGAAUUUAUCAUUGAUCUCAUUUUGAGAAAUCCCAGAAGUUUCUAUGAAGAUGCAAUACAGGUAUCACCUCGAGUAAAAGGUCGUCCUCUAGAACGGCUGGAAAGUGCUUAUUUUGCCUUUGGAAAUUUGGAAUGGAAUUUAGUCUUGUUGCCGAAUCCUUCUGGUACGAUACUGAAGCUGAACCGAAUGACACAUUUCGAGCAUAGCUGCCAGACAAGAUUUCGAGUAUCCGUUGGACCCGAACACGGGAAUCAUUUUUUAUCCGGUAUUCUGGAUAGUCGCUCCGAUCUCAGUGGGACAGGAGAAUCAAUUAUGGCGAAACUAGCGCUAGAGAAUUAUGUUGAAAACAACGUCGUAAAGGUCAAAGUGGAAAUGUUCUCGGCGAAUUUGCUCAGCGAAAUUAUCAUACCAACACUGCAUCAGUCCGUCCAUUUCUACGAUCGCGAUAAGCAAGGAUGGCAUGUACAGACGUAUGCCUGCGAAAGGGGUGAAACUGAGCUGUUGAAACUGAAGAUGUUCUACAGUGAUGUAAAAAACGUCCCCCGUGAGAUGGCUCGUUACGUAUCAUGGCGAGUGCAGGUGCACCCCACCAACAGUCCGUCGGCAUCCAAACCGGAAACACUGGGGCCUUUUGUUAAAUAUUAUCAGCAGCGCGAUGUUGAUUUUAGCUUCGAAAUAUCAACAAAAGCAUCACUUUCACAGGAACUAGCGGCUGUGCGGGCGAGACGACCAAGUCAAGUUGAAAACGGAAGCAGUGCACAGAGCGAGAGCACCCUAAAUUCCUACACCGUAAUUGUGGAAUGGCUGCAACUGCAUUUACUAACGCCGGCCAAUUUUCAUCAUUAUGAUGAUUUCCAUCGGAUGCAGUAUCACCAGAUGCGGCUGGAGCUGGCCACAGUGCAGAAGGAGUGUUACAGCCUGGAGCGGACAUUACUGCAGUACCAGCACGGAGUCAAGCCGCAGUAUCAUCCGGCGGAUCAAGAUACGAGAUCGGGAAUAGAAUUAGUGAACGGCGUCUAAAAUAUGCAAUUUUUUACAAUUUCUACUUAUUGUCAAACGUUUGUAUUCGGGGCGUGUUAUGAGCGAGACCAGGCUUUUGUAAAGCACUCCUUGCGGAAAACAUGUUUCCAUAAGUAACCGAAAAAGAUGGGGUUCUAUAUGCACGUUUAAAUAUCUUUAUAUAACUGUUCCGUACUUUUCCAUGUUGUAAGCAAAAUUAACGUGCAAUUAAUUCUUGAGCAAUCCUGUAGCACUUGACAAUAAGCGUGGCCAUGUAUGGUGCAUUUGUGAAAUGUAAA
This is a messenger RNA of Paramacrobiotus metropolitanus, 2495 nucleotides long. RefSeq lists its product as uncharacterized. Lineage: Eukaryota; Metazoa; Tardigrada; Eutardigrada; Parachela; Macrobiotidae. The record is from RefSeq and is a predicted model, not a curated record. Bases 808 to 2217 code for a protein of 469 amino acids. The transcript is spliced from 7 exons.